Molecule: messenger RNA, 3782 nt
Organism: Ostrinia nubilalis (European corn borer)
Lineage: Eukaryota; Metazoa; Arthropoda; Insecta; Lepidoptera; Crambidae
Gene: Mccc1
Product: methylcrotonoyl-CoA carboxylase subunit alpha, mitochondrial
Exons: 21
Coding region: 392-3397 (1001 amino acids)
Cellular component (GO): mitochondrion
Molecular function (GO): ATP binding; metal ion binding; methylcrotonoyl-CoA carboxylase activity
Source: RefSeq, a predicted model, not a curated record
UUGUUCACAUUCAUGAUUAUUUUUGAAGUAAGAUGAUAACAAGAUACAUUAAUAUUACAUUCCAUUAUUUAGGUUACAUAACGUGUUGAACACACAUAAUUUAUAUUGGAAAAUUGGAGAGCUUACUUCUACAAACGAAGCUAAUUUCCAAAUAUAAUUAACUUGUUAAGUAAAUGACCUUCGUAAGAUUAUUUAAAUAGUGAUAGCAGCGUUUUGACGACAGUUUAUCGAACCGUACCCACCUCCAUAAUCAGUAAAUAGCUCGUCACUGAGGCUCGGGCCUCUGUAACGUACGUAAUUAUCUGUAGCCCACACGAACUGUGAUAACGAUAAAACUGAUUGCGCUUUGAUAUAAUUACUCUUUACUACCAAAUCUGGGCCUAUUAUCAUCAUGUCUUACAUAAAGCAGAUGAAUCGAAUUUGCCAAACUUUAAACCUCAAAUACUCAGCAAGGUUCAAUCAUGCACGGGUACUUAAAGAAGACAUUCAAAGGCAGCAGAUCAAUAAAGUGCUCAUCGCAAACCGCGGUGAGAUCGCUUGCAGGGUUAUGCAUACUGCGAAGAAGUUGGGCAUUCGGACCGUAGCAGUGUACUCUGAUGCCGAUAAACAUGCAAUGCAUGUAGAAAUGGCUGAUGAAGCAUAUCACAUUGGGCCAGCGGCUUCAACACUAAGUUAUCUGAAUGCAGCAAAAAUACUUGAAGUGGCAAAGAAAUCCAACAGUCAAGCCAUUCAUCCUGGCUAUGGAUUCCUCUCUGAAAAUGUAGAGUUCUGCGAAAAGUGUUCUGAUGAAGGAGUCAUAUUUAUUGGUCCCCCACCUAAAGCUAUCAGAGAUAUGGGUAUCAAGAGUACAUCAAAACAUAUCAUGUCAAGUGCUGGGGUGCCCAUUGUAAAAGGUUACCAUGGAGAGGAACAGAGCAUUGAAAAACUACAGGCUGAAGCUCAGAGGAUCGGGUUCCCGCUGAUGAUCAAGGCAGUCAGAGGAGGAGGUGGUAAGGGUAUGAGAAUCGCCAUGACGGAAGCCGAUUUCUUGCCACAACUGGAAUCCGCCAAGAGAGAAUCGCUGAAAUCUUUUGGAGAUGACAACAUGUUACUUGAACAGUACAUCACAGAUCCUAGGCAUGUGGAAGUACAGGUGUUCGCUGACAAGCACGGCAAUGUAGUCCAUUUGUUUGAGAGAGACUGUUCUGUUCAGAGAAGGCACCAGAAAAUCAUUGAAGAAGCACCUGCGCCCGGUCUCAGCGAAGAGACCCGUCGGUCUCUGGGCGAGGCGGCGGUGCGAGCAGCUAGGGCUGUGGGCUACGUAGGCGCGGGCACCGUGGAGUUCAUCCUGCAUAGACAGACGCAUGAGUUCCACUUUAUGGAGAUGAACACUCGGUUGCAGGUCGAACAUCCCAUCACUGAGAUGAUCACUGGUACGGACUUAGUAGAGUGGCAACUAAGAGUAGCGGCCGGCGAGCCGUUACCUCUAACGCAAGAAGAAAUCAUCCGCCGCGGUCACGCGGUGGAGUGUCGAAUCUACGCGGAGGAACCUGGUGCAGGGUUCUUACCCCGCGCGGGCACGUUGCAUCGCCUCACGCAGCCUACCAAGGAGCAACAUGUUAGGGUAGAAACCGGCGUCCGUGAAGGCCAGGAAGUAUCAGUGCACUACGACCCAAUGAUCGCCAAACUGGUGGUGUGGGGCCGCGACCGCAACGAGGCGCUGGCUAAAACCAGGGCCAAGCUCUCGGAAUAUAAAGUAGCCGGUCUAGAGACAAACGUAAACUUCCUUCUCCGAUUGAGCGGCGCCAAAGCGUUCGUAGAGGGUGACGUCCACACCGCCUUCAUACCACAGCACGAAGCGGAGCUGUUCCCAUUGACUAGCGAACCCGCUGUGGAAGAAAAAGCCAUCCAAGCUGCCCUUGGGUUUAUCUUAAAUGCCCAAAGACAACAAGCUGUAAACGACAGUUGGAAGGGAAUCUCCGUAGAACCAGCCGGCUGGAGGCCCAACUACCAGCUCAAAAAGACGAUUCCGCUCAGGUUUGACGAAAAAGAUUUGAAAGUGAUAGUAGAAUACGGCAGCGCCCCCAACACCUACAAAGUUCAAGUGAACGAUGGCGAGUGGAAGCAAGUCGAGGCGUCUCUGAGCAACAACCAACAAGGGCUGCAGCUGAACACGCUACUCGGAGACAAGACCACCAAAGUCGGCUUGCUGACGUUUGAGAACGAAGUACACAUCUAUGACGAGUGGAAGCAAGUCGAGCCGUUUCUGAGCAACAACGAACAAGGGCUGCAGCUCAACACGCUACUCGGAGACAAGACCACCAAAGUCGGCUUGCUGACGUUUGAGAACGAAGUACACAUCUAUGACGAGUGGAAGCAAGUCGAAGCGUCUUUGAGCAACAACGAACAAGGGCUGCAGCUCAAUACGCUACUCGGAGACAAGACCACCAAAGUCGGCUUGCUGAAGUUUGAGAACGAAGUACACAUCUAUGACGAGUGGAAGCAAGUCGAAGCGUCUCUGAGCAACAACGAAAAAGGGCUGCAGCUCAAUACGCUACUCAGAGAUAAGACCACCAAAGUCGGCUUGCUGACGUUUGAGAACGAAGUACACAUCUAUGAUGAGUGGAAGCAAGUCGAGGCGUCUCUGAGCAACAACGAACAAGGGCUGCAGCUCAACACGCUACUCGGAGACAAGACCACCAAAGUCGGCUUGCUGACGUUUGAGAACGAAGUACACAUCUAUGACGAGUGGAAGCAAGUCGAAGCGUCUCUGAGCAACAACGAACAAAGGCUGCAGCUCUACACGCUACUCGGAGACAAGACCACCAAAGUCGGCUUGCUGACAUUUGAGAACGAAGUACACAUCUAUGACGAGUGGAAGCAAGUCGAAGCGUCUCUGAGCAACAACGAACAAGGGCUGCAGCUCAAUACGCUACUCGGAGACAAGACCACCAAAGUCGGCUUGCUGACCUUUGAGAACGAAGUACACAUCUAUGACGAGCAAGUCGAGCCGUCUCUGAGCAACAACGAACAAGGGCUGCAGCUCGACACGCUACUCGGAGACAAGACCACCAAAGUCGGCUUGCUGAUGUUUGAGAACGAAGUACACAUCUAUGAUGAGAACGGCCAGACAGUUCUCAAAGUGCCGCUGCCCAAGUACCAGGCCGCCGGCGGCGCCGACGCGGCCGCUUCUGCUGACAGCGCGAGCUCGCCCACGCCCGGUAUCCUCGAGCGAGUCAUGGUGCAGAAGGGAGACAAGGUAGUGAAAGGUCAGCCUCUAUUCGUAGUAAUAGCGAUGAAGAUGGAAUACGUAGUUCGUUCGCCGCGAGAUGGCGUGGUCUCCGGGCUUGCGUCGGUCAAGCUUGGCGAUCCGGUCGGCAAAGGCGCACAAAUUGUUACGCUAGAAGGAGAAAAUUGAACAGAAAUAUCCAAACAAUCCAAAGUAAUAGUCAAAGCAUUUAAUUAGAGUAUAUAAGACUUAAUGGUUCACAUUCCUUUAGUUAAUUGACAAGCUACAUCGACUUCUAGACAAAACUUUAAAAUUUAGCUGUCCUUGUCGCUCAUAUCAGCAUCUCGCUACGACAGAGAAGGAUUUAAAGAUACAAAAAUAUGAAACCGCUGUCAAAGAGUACCCUAGUUGGUGUAUUCUAACCGAAGUCAUCGUUUUAAUUUAGUAUAUAAGUUUAAACUAUUUAGAUCAAAUAUGUACAAAAUGAAUUCUUUAUGAAUAUGUGCAUUUAUUCUAAGUCUUCCAAAAACUAUGUUUAUAAUUAUGAUAAUUGUGUUAUUGACUUGCCAUCAAU